Messenger RNA from Prinia subflava (tawny-flanked prinia), 3005 nucleotides. Its product is annotated as shootin-1-like. NCBI's taxonomy places the organism in Eukaryota, Metazoa, Chordata, Aves, Passeriformes, Cisticolidae. The transcript has 16 exons. The record is from RefSeq and is a predicted model, not a curated record. Gene Ontology annotation, cellular component: axonal growth cone; cytoplasm; cell leading edge. The coding region runs from base 59 to 1843 and encodes 594 amino acids. Gene Ontology annotation, biological process: positive regulation of neuron migration; neuron projection morphogenesis.
GAGGCAGCGCCGGGGAGAGGGCGGCACCCCCGGAUCGGGGGUUUGGGGGGCCCCGGGCAUGGCCUGGGCUGAGGACGGGGUCGGGGGCCUGGCUUGGGUCCCCGCAGCCAUCCUGGAGUCCGGGAGCAGCGAGGAGGAGGAGGAGGAGGAAGAGGAGGAGGAGGAGGAUGAAGAGGCAGCUCCUGGACAGCACCUGCCCCUGGAGCCGGUGCCGGGUGACGCCGAGGCUCGGCUGGCCCAGCUGGAGCAAGCGUCGCAGGCGCUGCUGGCCGAGCUGGCGGCGCUGGACGCUGAGGUGGAGCGGGAGCAGCGGAGCCGGCAGCGAGCCCAGGCCUUCAGUGCCCAGGUGGAGCAGGAGAACGCGCAGCUGGAGAGGCUGAGCCUGGCCAGGACCCCCGAGGGCGCCCCCCCAGAGGAGGUGGCACCUGUGAUGACCCCUGAGGUGGCCCCAGAGGAGGUGGCACCUGUGAUGACCCCUGAGGUGGCCCCAGAGGAGGUGGCACCUGUGAUGACCCCUGAGGUGGCCCCAGAGGAGGUGGCACCCACGGAGGUGCCCCUGGUGGAACCCCCUGCCCCUGCCCAGCUCCCAGCUCCUCAGGAAGGUCCCUCCCAGCCUCUGGAGCUCCAGGACCUCAGGGUGCAGCUGCAGCUCCUGCACACCCAGCUGGAGCUGGAGCGGGAGGAGCAGCGGCGCCUGCGGGCGGCGCUGGGCGCCAGCCAGAGGGCCCUGCGCUCCUUCAAGAGAGUGUCCCAGAUUGUCACCCAGGAUUACUGCCAGGCCCUGGAGCAGCUGGAGCUGGAGCAGGACCUGCGCUGCCACGCCGAGGCCUUCGCCCACCAGAUGCUGCUGCAGCAGAAGGAGGCCAACCGGCAGAGCUCCAUCCUGCUGAGGAGCGCCGGGCCCGAUUCCCAGAUCCUGGAAGCGCUGCAGGAGCUGGGGAAGCUCAGCCGGGAGCUGGAGGAGGCGCGGCGGGAGCGGCGGGAGCGGGAGGAGGAGCUGCAGGAGCGGCUGCGGGAGCAGCGGGAGCAGCUGGAUCGGGCUCGGGAAGCGCUGGAGGAGGCGCAGGAGGAGAAGCGGGAGCUGAGAGAGAGGCUGGAAGGGCUGGAAAAGGAAGCGGGAUCCCUCCGGGAGCAGCUGGCACGAGCCGGGCCAGCCCCGGGCCACCCCCAGGUGCCACCACCGCCACCUCUGCCACCGCCCGCCGCCACUGUCCCCACAGACCCCCUGGCCGCCCUCAGGCGCAGGAAGGCGACAAAAACCGCGGAGCAAAGCGCGGCGGGGCUCGGGGACAUCCGCGCCAGGGCCGUGCAGGAGAUGCUGGAGCGGAUCCGCAACGGGAUCGUCCUGAGGCCGGCCCGGGGCGGGGCGCGGCGGGGACAGGAUUCCAUGGCCAGCAAGAGGCGCAGCGCGGCGCUGGAGCUGCGGGGGAUCCUGGGCGCCGCUCGGAGGUCGAGCCGGAGGCGCAGCCGGGACGCGCAGCUCGAGUCCAUCCUGGAGCGGCGGCGCCGCGCCCUGGACGCUCCCGGCGGGAAUUCCCUGGAAAAUCCCGGCGGGAAUUCCCUGGAAAAUCCCGGCGGGAAUUCCCUGGAAAAUCCCGGCGGGAACUCCCCGGAAAAUCCCGGCGGGAACUCCCCGGAAAAUCCCGGCGACGCGGCGGGAAAGCGGGACGGGGACAAGGACAAGGACAAGGACAAGGACAAGGACAAGGACAAGGACAAGGACAAGGACACGGAUGGGGACAUGGACAUGGACAGGGUCCCCUUCCGGCCCCGGGGCCUUGGUGGCCUCCCCAGGACGCGUCCCCUGCCCCGCCGGGUUGGGGACAGCGGGGACACCGUGUAGGAGCCGCUUCCCGGGGUUUCCCGCCCUCUUUUCCCAGAGUUUUCCACCUUUUUUCCUCCCAGAAUUUCCCGCCUUUUCCCCCCAGAAUUUCCCGCCUUCCUCUCCCAGGGUUUUCCUGCCUCGUUUCCUGGGAUUUCCCACCCUAAAUUCCCGGGAUUUUCCUGCGUCGUUUCCCAAGGUUUUCCACCCUCAGUUCCCAGAAUUUCCCACCCUCAAUUCUUGGGAUUUUCCUGCUUCUUUUCCAAAGAUUUUCCACCCCAUUUCCCGGGAUUUUCGUGCCUCUUUUCCCAGGAUUUUCCACCCUCAUUUCCAGGAUUCUCCUGCCUCCUUUCCCAGGGUUUUCCACCCUUUUCCCUCAGAAUUUCCCGCCCUCUUUUCCCAGGAUUUUCCUGCCUCUUACCCCGGGACUUCACUCCCUCCUUUCCCAGGUUUUUCUACCAAUUUUCCCAAGAUUUUGUGCCCUCAAUUCCCAGGAUUUCCCCCCUUUCUUUUCCAGAAUUUCCCCUCCUUUUUCCCAGGAUUUUCCUGCCUUAUUUCCCAGGGUUUUCCAGCUUUUUUUUUUCUCCCAGAAUUUCCCAUUUCCCAGGAUUUCCUGCCCUCAGUUCCCAGAAUUUCCCACUUUCAUUUUCCAGGAUUUCCCACCCUCAAAGCCCAGAAUUUCCCAUUUCCCAGGAUUCCCUGCCCUCAAUUCCCAGCAUUUCCCCCCCUCCAUUCCCAGGCUUUCCCUCCCUCCCUUCCCAGAAUUUCCCGCUCUCUUUUCCCAGGAUUUUCCCGGGAUUUCCCCUCUCUCCUGGGAUUCCCUGGAAUUCCUCCCCAUCCCCUCCUCCCGGGCAGAUCCGGCCUCGCCUCGAACAUUCCCGAACCUCCGAACUCCUUCCCAAAAUUCCCACAGAACUUCAGGCAGCUCCUCCUUUCUUACAACAUCCCAAUAAAAUCCUUUAUUCCCUCGGAUUUGGGAACACCUGGAAUUCUUCCUGGCAUCCCAGGGAAUCCCAGCUCCUUCAUUUCCCGGGAAUUCCCUGGGAUUUGGUUUGAUCCCAGUUUUUUUCCCCUUCCUCAGGCUGGGAGGGAAUUUUUUCCCGAUUUUCCCUCAAUUCCCGCUCCUUUUCCCGGGGGAUUUGCCAGGAGGGAAAACUGGGAAGGAGAGGCUGAAUCCCUGCCC